CAGCCUUUCUCCUGCUCUGCUCUUUUUGCAUCUGCCUUGGAUCCUAUAACCUGAACUUUCUGACAAAUCAAGCCAAAUUAUUUCAAUCCAAAAACAGGCAUCAAAUUCACGAUGUGUGUGAGUCUAUAAAAUCAAGUCUUACACAAAGCCGGCAGUGAGAGAGUUCAUACUGAUGAAACAUUUAGUUAUUACGUUUAGUGAUAGAGCAGUGGAGCAGUGCAGCAGCAUCAUUCUGAUAGAGCAGUGGAGCAGUGGAGCAGCAGCAGGUAUUUUCUACAUGCAUUAUACAAAAUCUUGCUUAUUUAUUCAAUUCAUUUAUGUUGUGGGGGCUAUGUGUGUGUGUGUGUGUGUGUGUGUGUGUGUGUGUGUGUGUGUGUGUGUGUGUGUUUGCACAGUCAUUCUGAUAGAGCAGUGGAGCAGUGGAGCAGUGGAGAAGCAUCAUUCUGAUAGAGCAGUGGAGCAGUGGAGCAGUGGAGCAGCAGUAGGUAACAUGGCUCACAACUGUAAUGAGAACCCUGAGAAACCACAGAUGGAUCAGCCAGAACCAGUAGAUACUCCAGAAGAAGACAACAAGCCCAGUAAAAGAUUUUAUGACACAAGUAACAGUGACAUUGACAGCACUGGAAAGCAAAUACUACCAGAGCGAAAUAAGAUGAGUAGCAACUGUGAUGAGCUGCAUGAGCAGUUCCAGACAGAUCAGUCAAAGCCAAUGAAUACUGUACCAGAAGCUGAAAAGCCCAGUACAAGUUCAGAAGAUAAAACAAAUCAAAGGGAAACCUCAGAAGAUCAAAGGAUUGAUGGAAAUAUAAAACCUGUAUUGCUUGGGAACAAAUUCCUUAUUCAUGUAACUGGAAAAACAUUGAAUUCUCAUAACAAUUUCAUGGAUUGGCUAAAAAAUAGCACACCCUGGCUGCAGGAGGUGGAAACAGUGGAUGAGUGUGAUUUCAUUCUGGUUUUCUGCCCUGUUGUGUCACGAGCUGGAACUGACAUUGAAGCAGCAGAGAAAAGUCUUCAUAACAUUUCAGCCACAAAACCUGCUGUUCUGGUGGUGCUCCAUCACACCUCUCAUCCAGAGUGUGUAGUAUCAGACAGCAGCAGAGCUGCUAAAAGAGAGAAUAUGAUCACAUAUGACUGUCUGUUCCAUGAAGAUCACGGAUUACUGCAAUGCAAGAGGAAUGCUGAUGUCAUCAACAAUAUUAAAACACAGACAAAAACACAAACAAAGAAAGAGAAUCCUGCAAUAGACUCACGACGCGAAAAAAAUAGUAAAGAAAGUGAACAAGGGACACAGAUGAGUAGCAACUGUGAAGAGCCGCAAGAGCAGUUCCAGACGGAUCAGUCAAAGCCAAUGAAUACUGUACCAGAAGCUGAAAAGCCCAGUACAAUUUCAGAAGAUAAAACAAAUCAAAGGGAAACCUCAGAAGAUCAAAGGAUUGCUGAAAAUAUAAAACCUGUAUUGCUCGGAAACAAGUUCUUUAUUCAUGUAACCGGAAAAACAUUGAAUUCUCAUAAAGAAUUUAUGGAUCAGCUAAAAAAUAGCACACCCUGGCUGCAGGAGGUGGAAACAGUGGAUGAGUGUGAUUUCAUUCUGGUUUUCUGCCCUGUUGUGUCACGAGCUGGAACUGACAUUGAAGCAGCAGAGAAAAGUCUUUAUAAAAUUUCAGCCACAAAACCUGCUGUUCUGGUGGUGCUCCAUUACACGUUUGAUCCAGAGUGUGUAGUAUCAGACAGCAGCAGAACUGCUAAAAGAGAGAAUAUGAUCACAUAUGACUGUCUGUUCCAUGAAGAUCGGGGAUUACUGCAAUGCAAGAGGAAUGCUGAUGUCAUCAACAAUAUUAAAACACAGAUAAAACCACAAACAAAGAUCCAGAACCGAAUCAUGGUCUCUAUAGAGCGGCUUAAUUGGAAUAAUAAAAGUGAACAGAGAUCUUCUACACGUAAAGAGAAUCCUGCAAUAGACGAAGAAAUAGGCGAAGAAAUUAGAGAACAAAGUGAACAAGGGACACAGGAGACAGGUGGAACUUUUUGGAGCUCUUUCGUUAAAUGUUUGCUGACUGUGUGGUUCUGGAUCUGGAAUCUAUUACAUUGUAAUUGCAGAAAGUACGAAAGCUUAGAAGAACCAAAAAACCCGGAACAAGAUCUGGAGAAAAAUGCGUAUGAAAAUGUAAAAGGUUCUAUAAUUCCAGAAUCUCCACUGAGGUUAGUGAUGUUGGGAAGAAAGGACUCUGGAAAAAGUUCAGCAAGAAACAUCAUCCUGGGCAUAGAGGAGAAGAUCCAGGCUGCUGCAACUGCAGCUACAUCUACAUCCACCCAGCAGAGUGAGAGCACACUGGGGGAGGUGGCUGGGAAGAAGGUAAUUGUGGUGGAGACUCCUGACUGGUUCUGUCCUGAACUUUCUCUGGAGAAAGUAAGAGAAGAUGUAGAUCACUGUGUCCAGAUGUCCUCUUCAGGACCCCAUGCCUUCCUCCUGGUCAUACCAGUGAUGCAUUCCACAAACAAAGUUCAUAUAGAAGAUGAAUUAAAAGUGAUUAUUCCAAAGAUGGAGGAGAUGUUUGGGGAAAGAUGUUGCAGGAACACCAUAAUUCUUUUUACUGUUACUGAUGAACAUCAGAGAAAAAAUACUGAGAUUUUAAUCCAAUCAGAAAAUGAGGAGGUCCAGACCCUUUUAGAGAAAUGUGGGAACAGGUUUUUCUGUCUCAACAUUAAGGAGAGUGGAGGUGGUUCACAAGUUUCUGAGUUGUUUGAAAAGAUAGAGAAGAUGGUGAACGGAAGUGAGUGUAACAUGGCUGAUAACUGUAAUGAGAACCCUGAGAAACCACAGAUGGAUCAGCCAGAACCAGUGGAUACUCCAGAAGAAGACAAAAAGCCCAGUACAAGUUUUGAUGACACAAGUAACAGUGACAGCACUGGAAAAAUGCUUUUAAUAAAGGAAGCAGAAUUAAGUGUGAACAAAGAGUUAAUUAUUACAACAGAACUGCGGUUGGUGCUUGUGGGGGAGAGUGGAUCUGAUAAGACUGCAGCAAAAAACACUAUCCAGGGCAGAGAGGAGGUGAACCUGGCUACAACAUCUACAGCUACAGCCACAGAGCAGAGUCAGAGCACACAUGCUUCAGCUGGAAGGAAGGUGAUCAUGGUGGACAAUCUUGAUGGGUCCUCUCCUGAAAUUCAGGAAGUGAAACAGUGUGUGGGACCACAAGCUUUCCUUCUGGUUAUACCUGUAAAGAAUUCAGAAGACAAAGUGCACAAUGUAGAUGAAACACAAGUGUCACCUGAAACAAUGGAGGAGAUUUUUGGAAAAAAAUGUUGGUCCAACACCAUGAUCCUUUUCACUGUUUCUGAUAAACUUCAGGAGAGACACAUUGAAGAGUUUAUCCAAUCAGGAGAUCUGAACACCAGGAGACUUGUAGAAAAAUGUGGGAACAGGUUUCACUGUCUUAACAUUAAGGACAGUGGAGAUGGUUCUCAGGUUUCAGAACUGCUAGAAAAAAUAGAAAAGAUGCUCAACAGAAACAAAAAUGCAAUUGAGAUUUCUCAGAUGAUUAAAGAUAUGGAGAGAGAACGCCAGGAGAAAGAUGCACCAAUCAGACAAGUGGAACUUAAAAUGGAGAAUAAACUUAAAGCCAUAGAGGAGAAUAUUAAGAAAUAUGCAGAAGAUCUAAAAGAGUUAGAGACACGACAGAUUGUUCCUGGAAAUAAGGAAAUGGUUUCCAAGUUGAAAGAGAAACAUGAGUUAAUGAAGGAAAUUGGAGAGAAUAUAAAGGAAAUGUAUGGCAGAGGUGCAGGGCUGGAAGAAAGACAGUUUAUUAGAGUUAUUUUGCCAGAAAACCAGCAGCCUAUAUGGAUUUCACUGCCAAAUCAACAGACUGUAAAUUCUGAAAAGGACAAAGUGUUAGCCCAACUUGAAGAAUUGUUCUCAAAGACCAUAGGAGAGAAACAUGAAAAUAAAAAAGAUUUUCAGAAAUUCUGCUACGAGUACAAGCAAGAUUUCAUGAAAAAGCUCGGGUUCCUUCUGCCAGACAUCCGUGGAGAACAAUUAAAAAUCUUUAAGAAUUUGAUCACAUUCAAUAAUAAGUCUGAGUCCACAAAGUUUAUUGUCCAAAGUCUGCCUCAAACAUCAAAUGGCCCAUGUUCCUGCAUUCUGGUGUAUGACAAUGAAUGCAGUGAACCGAUCUGUUUUACUCCUCCAUCAAAGCCAGAAUGUCCAAAAAUCGAGUGUGUCACUGAUCACAAUGUAACAGUAAAAAUGGGUUCUCCGUGUGCUGCUACACUGCAGAGGAAGCUACUGUACAAAAUGAAACUAGAGAAAGACUGGAAAUCUCAGCCUGUGGAUCAGGAUGUAAUCACACUGACAGAUCUUAAAGAAGGCACUGAUUAUGAAAUAAAAUGUGGAGCAGUAGGAAAACUUGACUACAUGGUUGAAAGUGACAUAAACACUGUUACAACUACACUGUCUGUGGUAAAACCCCAGAUGGAACCAAAGUCAACUGAAAGUGAAUCAACCCAGCAGAAAAUUGGUAACAUGGUUCACAACUGUAAUGAGAACCCUGAGAAACCACAGAUGGAUCAGUCAGGAUCAGUGGAUUCUCCAGUAGAAGACAAAAAGCCCAGUACACGUUUUGAUGACACAAGUAACAGUGGCAGCACUGAAAAGCAAAUACUACCAGAGCGAAAUAAGAUGAGUAGCAACUGUGAAGAGCCGCAUGAGCAGUUCCAGACGGAUCAGUCAAAGCCAAUGAAUACUGUACCAGAAGGUGAAAAGCCCAGUACAAGUUCAGAAGAUAAAACAAAUCAAAGGAAAACCUCCAAAGAUCAAAAGAUUGCUGGAAAUAUAAAACCUGUAUUGCUCGGGAACAAGUUCUUUAUUCAUGUAACUGGGAGAACAUUGAAUUCUCAUAAAGAAUUUAUGGAUCAGCUAAAAAAGAGCACACCCUGGCUGCAGGAGGUGAAAACAGUGGAUGAGUGUGAUUUCAUUCUGGUUUUCUGUCCUGUUGUGUCACAAGCUGGAAAUGACAUUAAAGCAGCAGAGAAAAGUCUUCAUAACAUUUCAGCCACAAAACCUGCUGUUCUGGUGGUGCUCCAUCACACGUUUGAUCCAGAGUGUGUAGUAUCAGACAGCAGCAGAACUGCUAAAAGAGAGAAUAUGAUCACAUAUGACUGUCUGUUCCAUGAAGAUCGGGGAUUACUGCAAUGCAAGAGGAAUGCUGAUGUCAUUAACAAUAUUAAAACACAAAUAAAAACACAAACAAAGAUACAGAUCCCAUUCUUGGACCUUACAGAGUGGUCAAAUAUUAAUAAUAAAAGUGAACAGAGAUCUUCUACACGUAAAGAGAAUCCAGCAAUAGACUCACGACACAAAGAAAUUAAUGAACAAAAUAAACAAGGGACACAGCCAUGUACCACAUUUGAAAGCCAGAAACAAGCACGUGAAUUUAGAAAUGCUGUCGGAUUUUCAACUACAGAUAUUUUAUCUGAGAACAUUAAACAACUGGAAAACGUAAAAAAAGAACUUUUAAAAAAGGAAGCAGAAUUAAGUGUGAACAAAGAGUUAAUUAUCACAACAGAACUGCGGUUGGUGCUUGUGGGGGAGAGUGGAUCUGAUAAGACUGCAGCAAAAAACAUUAUCCAGGGCAGAGAGGAGGUGAACCUGGCUACAACAUCUACAGCUACAGCCACAGAGCAGAGUCAGAGCACACAUGCUUCAGCUGGAAGGAAGAUGAUCAUGGUGGACAAUCUUGAUGGGUCUUCUCCUGAAAUUCAGGAAGUGAAACAGUGUGUGGGACCACAAGCUUUCCUCCUGGUCAUACCUGUAAAGAAUUCAGAAGACAAAGUGCACAAUGUAGAUGAAACACAAAUGUCACCUGAAACAAUAGAGGAGAUUUUUGGAAAAAAAUGUUGGUCCAACACCAUGAUCCUUUUCACUGAUUCUGAUAAACUUCAGGAGAGACAAAUCGAAGAGUUUAUCCAAUCAGGAGAUCUGAGGACCAGGAGACUUGUAGAAAAAUGUGGGAACAGGUUUCACUGUCUUAACAUUAAGGACAGUGGAGAUGGUUCUCAGGUUUCAGAACUGCUAGAAAAAAUAGAAAAGAUGCUCAACAGAAACAAAAAUGCAAGUGAGAUUUCUCAGAUGAUUAAAGAUAUGGAGAGAGAACGCCAGGAGAAAGAUGCAUCAAUCAGACAAGUGGAACUUGAAAUGGAGAAUAAACUUAAAGCCAUAGAGGAGAAUAUUAAGAAAUAUGCAGAAGAUCUAAAAGAGUUAGAGACACGACAGAUUGUUCCUGUAAAUAAGGAAAUGAUUUCCAAGUUGAAAGAGAAACAUGAGUUAAUGAAGGAAAUUGGAGAGAAUAUAAAGGAAAUGUAUGGCAGAGCUGCAAGGCUGGAAGAAAGACAGUUUAUUAGAGUUAUUUUGCCAGAAAACCAGCAGUCUAUAUGGAUUUCACUGCCAAAUCAACAGACCGUAAAUUCUGAAAAGGUGUUAGCCCAACUUAAAGAAUUGUUCUUAAAGACCAUAGGAGUAAAACAUUAAAAAAAUAAAUAAAUUGUGAAGAUGAAGAUGAUUAAUAUUUCGUUGAUAUAUACCUGAUAAGAGGUAGAUUGCAGCAGAGGUCAUGAAUAUCUGUUAGCGAGUCAAAUAUCUUACAUGUGAAGGAAGUAAUCAAACAUUCACUAGUCUCUAAAAUUGUUGAAG
Silurus meridionalis is the source of this 6685-nucleotide messenger RNA. RefSeq lists its product as uncharacterized. The record is from RefSeq and is a predicted model, not a curated record. NCBI's taxonomy places the organism in Eukaryota, Metazoa, Chordata, Actinopteri, Siluriformes, Siluridae. Gene Ontology annotation, molecular function: protein binding; GTP binding. The coding region runs from base 173 to 6523 and encodes 2116 amino acids. The transcript has 33 exons.